GAUGGACUAAAAGCUGGGUGGAGUUAGGAGCGAGCGCUUUUAGGAAUGGGUCCCAAAGCUAUUUAGUUAGACAGCAGAGUUGCCAAGAAGAGCUGGAAACACCUGAUGGUCUCUUUGGGACAAUCCGCUCCAUAUAACUCUCCUCUUAACUGUCAGAAGAUAAAUCUACCUCCAGGCUUCAUUUUUGUCGAGUUUUUGUUUUGUUUUCUCUUCUGAAAAAAAAAAAAAGUUACAGAGCUAGCUGAUCUCUCUCUCUCUCUCCCUCUCUCUCUCUCUCUCUCUCUCUCUCUCUUCUUUCUUCAUCCAAAGAAUUACUGAUAAGGAGACAUUGCACUACUCUUUUUUUUUUUAAUUGUUCCUAUUUAUUGUAUUUUGCACUAACGAUGCACACCACGCAAAAGGACACAACCUAUACGAAGAUUUUUGUCGGGGGUCUUCCCUACCACACCACGGAUUCAAGUCUCAGGAAAUAUUUUGAGGUGUUCGGUGAGAUUGAAGAAGCGGUGGUGAUUACCGACAGACAGACCGGCAAGUCUAGAGGUUAUGGAUUCGUGACGAUGGCGGAUCGCUCGGCUGCAGACCGGGCCUGUAAGGACCCCAACCCAAUCAUUGACGGCAGGAAGGCCAACGUCAACCUGGCCUACCUGGGCGCCAAGCCUCGGGUGAUGCAGCCAGGUUUUACCUUUGGUGUUCCCCAAAUUCACCCUGCGUUCAUCCAAAGGCCUUAUGGCAUUCCGGCCCACUACGUGUACCCUCAGGCCUUUGUGCAGCCUAGUGUGGUCAUCCCUCAUGUGCAGCCUGCAGCCGCUGCACCUGCCACCGCUUCCUCCCCCUACAUCGACUACACCGGAGCCGCCUACGCGCAGUAUUCUGCAGCGGCAGCCAGUGCUGCCGCUGCUGCAUACGAGCAGUACCCCUACGCUGCCUCCCCUGCAGCCGCAGGCUACGUGGCCACCGCCGGCUACGGCUAUGCAGUCCAGCAGCCUUUAGCCACCGCCGCCCCAGGCUCGGCCGCCGCUGCAGCCGCAGCCUUCGGUCAGUACCAGCCCCAGCAGCUGCAAGCUGACCGCAUGCAAUAGCAGCCACUGCAACCACUGGACAUGCAGAGCGAGGAGGCCCGCCCCCAGCCACAGCUGAUUGGUCAGGAGAGGGAGCAACGGAAAAGGAAGAGGGAGUGGCUUUAAGGGUGGUCGUGCCAGCGACUCAGAGGCAGAGUUGCUUUAAAAAGUGAUGAUGAUGAUGAUGGUGGUGGUAGUGAUGAUGAUGAUGGUGAGGUGGGAACUUUUUACGGUAACUUUCCAACUUGCUGUGCUUCAACCAAAAAAUAAGAAAAUGAAAAAAAUUCGCAGAACAAAUAAUGGAAAGUGAUUUACUAUUAUUGUUGUUGUUAUUACUAUGAUUAUUAUUAUUAUCAUUACUAUUAUCAUUGUAGUAGAGUACUUAUUUCUAGAGAAGAAAGGCAGGAACUAAUCCCUGUGGUUGGUAUAGGUGUUAAACUAAGCCGUUAAGUCCUAUUGCUGUCUUUAACGUUAGUUUAGGAAACUGUUCUCUUUCAGUUAUUUGAUGCCCUCAUAACAUUUAUAUUUAUUAUUGUUAUUAUUACACAUUGAGGGCUCUCCUUGUUCUUUUUGUCUUUUCAAGUGCAUUUUUUGGAGUUAAUAUUUUCUGAUAAUCAGGGAAAUGGAACCGUUUCCAACGUGUUAGCUAUUAUUAUGUGACCUCUGUCAGGAAGUCGAGGAGUUGUAACUCGUUGUGUCACACAUAUUUGAAGAACUACCUUUUUAUCUUCCUGAUGCUGAAUGUCCCUUUUUUUACUCUGUGUCUCGACCUCUUGACCUAUGCAAAGCAAACAAAUCACCAGGAGACAAAAAAAAACAAAAACAAAGAAAAGAAACAAAAAAACUGAAAAUGUCAUCAACUCUGACUUGACUCUUGGACUAAAGAGGGACUUGGCAAACAAAACAAAGGCACUGACAACAGGAGAGAGGUUGAAAAUGGCUUCAGACAAUGAGAAACACUAAAUCGGUCGCUUUUCCACAUGUUUCACUCACACGUACACCGACACAUGCAUCCAGAGUUGCACACAUAGCAGUCAAAGACAAAGGCAGCACAGUCGUGUUUCUCUCUGGCUCUGGGAUGGAGAGAAAGAAAGAAAGAAAGAGGGAGAGAGCAGCUGCUGGUGGGGGUGGACAGAGCCGCUCCAGCGCCACACAGACGGAUCACUCUGGAAAGAACGCAUCACUUGUGCUCGUUUGUUGAGCUGUCACAUUUUAAUCCCCGGCCGGGCCCAUUUGGGAACCAACUUUACACCCCUCCACCCAACACAGAGCCCCACAGCAGAGUCCCCCCCCCCACCCACCCCCCACCACAACCACCACCACCACCACAGUCAUUCAGCCCUGCCACUGUCAGCACUUCCACCUCUGUGCUGCUGCUGUAGUCUGGUGUCAGUGUCAGGUACACACUCACAAACACACACUUUCACCAAAGCCACCCCAACAACUGGCCUGCCUCAUGUGUGUCAAGAACACCAGGUGGGGUGGAGAGGACGGGGGGUUUACUCUUUGACGUUAUGUUGGUCUGUGUGCCUUACAUUUUUACUGCUAUUUAAGAGAAAAAACUGAAAAAGAAGAGAGAAUCUACUAUUUAAGAUAUUUAUUUUGGAGGGUUGACUAUGUUAACGCUCUGAGAGUAGAGACUUAGUGGCGGUACUGUAUUAAUAAUAUUAUUAUGUACUCAUCUCAAGGCAUAUAUAAGUUAUUGAUUAGUUUUAGUAAUAAUAUUAUUAUAAUAAUUAUUAUUAACAUACUCAACCAAAAAUGUUGAUGUAGGACUUAUUUAAGAUACUGUUAUGUGCACUGUACUUUUAUUUUUUAUCUUUUUGAUUCUUUAGAACAUGACAUUAAAUAUUAGCUUAAUGCCUUUUGUAUGGAAGAACUUUAUUUAAAUGCAGGCCUGUUUGCAUGCAGAUUGUACUCUGCCUCUUCUGUGUUUAGACGAAAGGUAAAAAAAUAAUAAUAAUUUUGACAAAAAAAAAAAAAAACAAGCAAAAAUGCUGCUUUCUCCACUAGAAUGUAUAGUCGUCGUCAAGGUUUCAGUAGCUGUGCUUCUUUUGCUUAAUAUUCAUCAGAUGGGCUAUUUUACACUGUUGGGAAUUUUUAUACUUGAACUAUUUCUUACAAGGGAAAUAUGAAAAAUAAAUGACAAAAAAACUUUUUAAGCAAGCUUUUCAUUGUCACUGGAUGAAGGCAUGUAAAGUGUUACUAUUUAAAUGCAAAGGUCCUGUUGGUAUUAAAACCUUUACUUCAGAAUUUCAACUCCAUUUACUCAAAAUUGGAAUAAAAUGUUCUAUAUUUAAAAAGC
Molecule: messenger RNA, 3363 nt
Organism: Seriola aureovittata
Lineage: Eukaryota; Metazoa; Chordata; Actinopteri; Carangiformes; Carangidae
Gene: rbm24a
Product: RNA binding motif protein 24a
Exons: 4
Coding region: 384-1079 (231 amino acids)
Cellular component (GO): cytosol
Molecular function (GO): mRNA 3'-UTR binding
Source: RefSeq, a predicted model, not a curated record